AUGUCUAACGACAUUCAGGUGACAUUUGAUGAAAAAGUAAACAGAGCUGCUAGUGUGAGUGGUAGUCGACUUUCAAUGUUAAAAGUAAAUUAUAUAAAGGAAAUAUUAGAUGGUAUCAUCACCGUGAUAAACUAUAAAUUUGAACCGGUAACUGUGGUCAUUAAAAUUCAACUUCACGGCCAGUUGUCAAACUUUUCAUUGAAACCAAAGAUCGAUGCUGUUAAAAGUGGUCCAGUAAUUGCAAAUGCAAUGCACGAUUUAAGAUGGGAAGUACAAGUUGAUCCACAACAAACACUAGACAUUAAAUAUUCAAGAACUUUUAAUCGACGACAACAGAAACUGAAUUAUACUUCCUUUAUUAUGUAUGUCAUCAUAGAAUUUUCAUAUAAUAAAUUAUAGUUAAUUUCAAAUUUUUAAAGUCGAGUAAUAUAGUUAGAUAAAGAGCACGUCUUGUCUCUUUUUACAUCAUCGUGGAAUGAAAAACAUUCGCAGAUUAUAUGUAAUUCGGUUGAGCAAAACCCGAUGUAUGCUGAAAAUUUCCUUGAGAAGAACCCAUCACUUAAGAAAUACUUCUUUCUCUGUGAUAAUGCUGAGUCGAAUUACAAUUUAAUCAUUGUUUAUACAUCAGGCCUCUUUCACACACAAAACGAUACUUGAAAUCGAUCGAUCGCAUUUUAUUGCUCCAAUAUAUCUGAAGUUCAUUGGAACUAACUACUAUCCGUUUCAAAAGAGAAUGUACUCGGUUGCUUUUUGAAUAAGUUAGGAACGCUACUAGCUAGUAAGUUCGGGUCUCUGUCGUCGAAUUGACGACAUCUGGGAGCAUCCAGAUAUGUAGUGAUCAUCCGGCUUGUCAAGAUCUUUGAGGGAUUUUCAGAAGGUUUCCGAAAAACCACUCACGCACGAGUUAGAAAUUUUGAUUCUUCUGGGUGGGUACGAUUUGCCAUACUGUCCUCUCCAAAACUACGCAAGGCUGAGCUCGCUAACUUGUUCCAUUCAGGAGCUAUAAGCAUGUUCCAAUAGAUCCGAUUAGUUGGCCUUGGAUCAUAGUAAAAUGGGUGAAGAUAGGGGUAAUUGAUCAUGGUUAGUCUUGUGGUGAUGUUUAUCUAUGAUUUCAAACCGAUCUAAAACCAAGAUUUUCUAAUUCCAGCAUUCUGCCGCUAUGUUGCGUAUCGUUUGAAGAUCAUGUUAUAGUGACUUUAGAUCGGUUUGAAGCCAAAAAUAAACAUCACCACACGACUCAUCAUGAUCGAUUAUCCCUAUCUUGACUCCUUUUAGGGGGAUCCAAGGUCAACGAGCCGAAAUCGCGACUCUCUGGAAUGUCCUUGAUAAUGGCUCACUGAUCACUGUGAUGAUAAUGAUCACUACAUAUCUGGAUGGCACCAGAUGUUAUCAGUUCGAGGAUGAAGAACUGAACUUGCUAGCUACUAACGGUCCUGAGUUAUCCAAAACCAACCGAGUACAUUGUUUUUCGAAAUGGAUAGUAGCUAUCUUUUCAAAUUAUUUUUACUCGUUUUGUGCGUUGGUAUAUCUGAAGAAAUCUGCUGGAAAAGAGACAUACGAAUGAUAUCAUGACUAUGAUCGUAAAAAGAAUUAAUUGAUAUAAGUUAAGAGUGCUUUCUGAAAACUUUCAUUGAAGUACAUUACGAUCCC
Didymodactylos carnosus is the source of this 1650-nucleotide messenger RNA. Lineage: Eukaryota; Metazoa; Rotifera; Eurotatoria; Philodinida; Philodinidae. The record is from the annotation of a GenBank genome assembly.